Messenger RNA from Lates calcarifer (barramundi perch), 1605 nucleotides. RefSeq lists its product as uncharacterized. Gene Ontology annotation, biological process: homophilic cell-cell adhesion. Gene Ontology annotation, molecular function: calcium ion binding. The record is from RefSeq and is a predicted model, not a curated record. NCBI's taxonomy places the organism in Eukaryota, Metazoa, Chordata, Actinopteri, Centropomidae. Gene Ontology annotation, cellular component: plasma membrane.
UGUAAAUCUGGGGUCUCUGGUCAGUGUGUUAUUGAAUUUCUGAAAAUGAGUUUUGAAGUUUUGGUCAUCAUAUUAUCAGAUUUGGGAUCAUUUCAACAUUUGCUGACUUUUCGUGAUUAUACAUUGUAUGUGUGACUGUGAAAACAACGUGAUACAAAGUGGUACUUUGGAGGGUAAAAAAUGUACAUAAUCAGCUGACCGAUCACAGUAAAAGCCAUUCCCUAGUAUGAUGCUGGAUGGUGGAGAAUUUUUGUGGUAUAUAGUUGCUGAAUAAUCGAGUGAGAUGUUCUUCUAUUGACCGGUGGUGACGCUGUCCAUGGUGCUGGACGUUGAAUGGUGUGUUUACGUGCACGAGCAAAUGUUGCCUCGCUUUCAUAUCAUAAAAACACUGAUAGCAGACUAUGUAACACUUCUUAAAUGUGUUUUGCCAUGGUAAGACAACACGGAUACAGUCUUUAUUUACGGACCAAAACUGCGUUUUGUAGUGAGCGAGGUAUUACAUACUCUUUCACUGAAGUUGAUUUUUCCACUGCUUUGAACCUCUGCACAAAUAUAGGCUAUUAAGUAUAGAAUAUCCACGUCAUUCUACACUAGCACCAAAACAACAGUUGGUGUCGCUGGAGACCAUGAUAUUCGUGUGGCUCCUUUUUCCCCCCAGACUCCUCCUCUGCGUGCGAAGCAUCAGUAGCUCCGCUGCUUUGUCAGAAAAUACACAAAUGCUCACGAGACAGAGAGGUCUCGACUGUUAUUCACUUAAAGUGUGGACAUGUUCGAAAAUGAUCAUUUCUUUCAUUCUGUGUCAACGAUGGGACGUGGAGGACUAACAGGCACGAUUUGGAUAAAUAUAAUAGCUUUGCUUUGUCUCUGUGAUGGCUCCACGGGGCAGCUCUCGUUCUCCGUUUCCGAGGAGGUUGACAAAGGAACGGUAGUGGGAAAUCUCGCUAAGGAUUUACAAAUUAAUGUCCAGGAGCUGGAAAAACGGGAUUUACGAGUUGUUGCUGGGAAUUCUAAGAAAUAUUUUGACGUGAAUUUAAAAACUGGUGCUUUAUAUGUUUGCGAUAGGAUUGAUCGUGAAGAGCUCUGUCCAAAUACAGCAAAAUGCUCCCUGAAUAUAGAAGCGAUUCUAAGCCACCCAAUGCAGCUGCAUCGCAUAGAGGUCCAGAUUAUUGAUAUCAAUGACAAUGCACCGUCUUUUCGUGAAAAUGAGAAAACUUUAAAUAUUUCGGAAUCGUCUUUUACCGGGGAGAGGUACCUACUUCCGAUGGCAAACGACGCAGACACGGGCAGUAACUCGGUAAAGAGCUAUAAGCUGAGUGCAAAUGAGUAUUUCUCACUGGACGUACAGAGCGGUGGACAGCACAGUGAGUCUGCUGAGCUGGUGCUACAGAAAUCUUUAGACAGGGAGAAACAGUCUAUUAUCCGUCUGACUUUAACUGCUCUGGACGGAGGAAAACCUGCCCGGUCUGGUACAUUAAAAAUAGUUGUACAAUGUCAUUGAUACUAAACGACAACGUUCCGGUAUUUAGUCAACCUCUGUAUAAGGCCCGGGUCACUGAAAACGCUCCAUAUCAGACAUCUAUACUGACUGUAAGUGCUACAGAUUUA